GUAUGUGGAUUGUAUUAUAUCAUAUAUUAUAAGUAAUUGAGUUGACUUUUUUUUUUAAUGAUCAGCAGAUCUAACCUGGCCAGUGUCAUUGCGUACAUCCGGAAAAUAAAAGUCCUCUCAGAAUAUAUAGAAAUUGUAGUAAAGCUCAGUUGGUUCCAGUGUUAAUAUGUGUAUUUGUGUUUAUUGAAAAUACAUGGAAAAGUGUAUUGCUUACAAAUCUACAUUUGCAUUUAUCGUUGCCUUUAAAAUUAUAUAGCUUUUUUAGGGAAGGAAUUAAAUUGUAUAUUAAAGAUACUCUUGUGCUCUGGUGCUUCCUAUACAAGCGGAUGUUGUUUUCCUGUCCAGAUAGUGCGGAACAAUAACAACCUGCGCACUUGUUUUUUUAAUAUCUUGAAUAAGGUAAUUAUUGAAAAUGUCAGCAGUCGUGCACGUUUUGCUGCCGUUCUUGCUCUGCAUCGCUUUGGCAAACACUGACAUUUUCGACAAUGUGCUGGUGGACAUGUCCUACAAUCACUACGCAGAGAAGAGAGUGGAUCUGCUGCCUGCGUUUCUGGCCAUGCCGUUUAACUGUCUGGUGAACGUGGGUUACAUUGUGGUUGGUGUGUACUGGCAGCAGGAGGAUAAAGGAUCCCGUGCGGCGUACGCAAAGGACGUGUUCGCGCUCAUGGCUUUGGCGUACGGCCCGGUUCAGUGGACGCGCUUGGCCACGCUGCGCCGCGCGCCCUCUGUCCUGGAUCAGUGGUUCACGCUGCCCAUAUUCGCCUGGGUGCCGGUGUGGUGUCGGGCCAUUACGCACGGCUGGUCGGCUCGCUACGCGCUGAUUGCGGAGGUGUGCUCCUUGGCGAGCUACGCGCUGGCGCUGCUGCAUGAGCGCGGCUUUGAGUUGGCUCUCGGAGCUCACAUCGCAGCGGCGCUGCUGCAGGCGGCCGCGGCUCAGCGCACCGCCGGAGACGCGGUGUCUUUGCGUUACUUCAUCCAGGCUGCCUCGUGUGCAGGAUUCGUGCUUUUAAAGCUCCUGGACCACGAGCUGGCCAAAUUCUCGCUCUUCCAAAAUCUCACUGGACACUUUUGGUCCAAAGUGUGCGAUAUACUGCAGUUCCACUACAGCUUCUGCUUUCUGACGCACCUUACGCAAAAUGCGCACAAACAUGCCUCAUAAAAUCAGAGUGUAUAUGUAUAUAUACACACGUAUAAUUCAAAUUAUUCACUUGAAACUUGAGUCGAUCUAAAGUGAUACACACACACACACACACACACACACACAUAUAUAUAUA
This is a messenger RNA of Silurus meridionalis, 1274 nucleotides long. RefSeq names its product transmembrane protein 187 (gene tmem187). Lineage: Eukaryota; Metazoa; Chordata; Actinopteri; Siluriformes; Siluridae. Gene Ontology annotation, cellular component: transport vesicle. The record is from RefSeq and is a predicted model, not a curated record.